CGCAAGCAGUUCUGUUUAUUAACCGCUAGAGCGUCAAAAGUUCCCUACUGCAGCUUUAAAUGUAUUUCAACUUUCAGUUCACUGUAACAUCUUGGAAUCCAAAAUUCCAGAUGGAUCUAAGAUAUUACAGUUUGCUCAAAAAAACUUUUCCUCAUGAUUAUAUAAUGACCUAUACAAUAUAAUGAGAUAAGAUCUAUCAUUAAAAACUGUCUGUUACUUCUGUAUUUAAAGGGCACCAAGUGACCAAGAGCACACAAUGGAAGAUAAGGCAUUAAGGUGUCUCCAAAACAAGAGCCCAAUAUUCACAUUAGGAAGUGUGGGGCCAUAUGACAUUCAAGUGAACAGUUUGAACACUUUAAUGAGGGAUGAGCAAGUUUCUGACGAGGUCAUGAAUUCCAUAUGUGAUAUCCUUAGCAAGGAUCGCCCAGGUGUUGUACAUAUCAAUUGUCAGGCACUCACGAAAAUACUGGAUGGAUCUAAAAGGGCAAAGAGCCACUAUUUUCUCAAGAACAACAUUUUGGAAAGGGCAACAGAGGUGUUUGGAGUGUAUCUCGAGAAUGGCAAUCACUGGAGCUUUUUUCAUUGCAAUGUUGACAGAAGGUGCAUCACCUACUUUAACUCACUUGGAGAGACAGAGUGGCAAUGCCAAGCAAUUGCUCAGCACUGGUCUGCAUUUGCAGCCUCAAGGGGAGUAAAAGGAGAGUGGGACCUCAAAACCACAAAACAUAAUUUGCAAGCCGAUUCAGUGUCAUGUGGUAUCCACACACUUGCAUUUGCCACUGAAUUUCUGAAGGCUGGUGGCUUUAUAACCUCCUUCCAGUGCCCUGUAAUACAACAGGAAAGAAUGCGCCUGUCCUCACUUUUGUUUGAAUCUUUAGAUCGAACCAAAAAAUGUGGAAUUUGUGCCAAAAAUAUUUCAGGAAGAAAGAAAAUGGCAUGUACCUGUGGGGCAGUGCUGCAUGUACUGUGUGCAGCCACACCCAUGUGCUACAUAUGUCAAGAAGACAGCAACCCAUUGGCCCAAAUCUCUUUGCCUGCAUCAGCUGACCCAGACGUGUUAGUUGAGACCUCUGGAUCUGAUGAAGGCUCUGCACUACAACAGGGUUGGCAAAAAAGAUGUUCCACCCAAUGUGCUGCAGCAGCCUAAAAAGGCAAAGACAAAGGUGACGAUAUUCAGCACUUUAACAGAGGGAGAGGCGGAAGACCUUGCCAAGGGGUUUGGAAUGGCACUGACCAAACAUGUGCCAAAAGACCAACUACUUUCUGGGAUACCUGAAGAGGACAUCCCAGCAACACUGAGGACCAUUGAACAAAUGAAGCUUAAUGUGCAAAACCUUGGCCCUGAAUCAGAGCUGGAUUUGGCCACUCACCGCUUUGGACCUACAGCAGCUGAUUUUUUCUUUUCCUUUUUAGAGGACUGUAUGAAAAAAACUCAGCACCCAUAAGGGGCACACAUAUACUAAUGUGGAAGUCACAUCAUACAAAUCAGUUCAGAUUUGUAAACAAAAACAGAAAAGUUCAGAUUACUUGAUCAUAAUUUGAUUUUUAUUUCAUUCUAGACAAAUACAAAAUACAAAGUUUUAUUUUUGUGGUCAGUUUUAUAGUAAAUAUAUAUUGGAUUACUGAAGGUAACAGAGAUGUAUUAGAUAACAAAUACAAAGUUUGAUAAAAAUGGCAAAAAUAUGCACUUGAAUAAAACAUUUCUUUUAAACUUUAUUUGAAUUAUUUUUUUGGCCCACUGUUUGCUCUGCGUUUUCUUCUUGACUUAACAGGAAAACUUGAUGUGACAGAUGUCCUUGUUUUUGAGUUUGUUUCUCUGUCUGUCUUUCUUUUUC
This is a messenger RNA of Carassius gibelio (silver crucian carp), 1835 nucleotides long. Its product is annotated as sentrin-specific protease 3-like. The transcript has 14 exons. Lineage: Eukaryota; Metazoa; Chordata; Actinopteri; Cypriniformes; Cyprinidae. Bases 257 to 1147 code for a protein of 296 amino acids. The record is from RefSeq and is a predicted model, not a curated record.